CUCUGACUUCACAGCGGUGUAUGUGUGUGCUGCUGCCUGUGUUAGCUGAAACUUUAUCAUUAAAGAUAUGGCGAAUUUAGCUCUUGCUGCGGCCGCUGCUGCUGGAAGAGACCCUGCCGUGGACCGCUCUUUACGUUCAGUCUUCGUGGGAAACAUCCCAUAUGAGGCUACUGAGGAACAGCUAAAAGACAUCUUCUCAGAGGUUGGACUUGUCGUCAGUUUUAGGUUGGUGUAUGACAGAGAAACUGGAAAGCCAAAAGGGUAUGGCUUCUGUGAGUACCAGGAUCAAGAGACGGCCCUCAGUGCCAUGCGCAACUUGAACAGCAGAGAAUUCAGCGGUAGAGCCCUCCGUGUUGACAACGCUGCUAGUGAGAAGAAUAAAGAGGAGCUCAAAAGUUUGGGUACCGGUGCUCCAAUUAUUGAGUCCCCUUAUGGAGAUGGCUGCACACCAGAAGAAGCUCCAGAGUCUAUCAGCAGAGCUGUGGCCAGCCUGCCCCCUGAGCAGAUGUUUGAGCUCAUGAAACAGAUGAAGCUUUGCGUGCAAAACAGUCCCCAAGAAGCCAGGAACAUGCUCUUGCAGAACCCUCAGCUAGCCUACGCCUUGCUGCAGGCUCAGGUUGUCAUGAGGAUUGUGGACCCUGAAAUUGCCCUGAAAAUGCUCCACCGGCCACCAGUGGUUGCGCCCAUAAACCCAAACCCUCAGCCCGGGCCGGUUCUAGUAGCUAACCAGCCGCUGCCUCAGCCCAACCUCUCUGUCUCUCAGCCUCAACCAAUGCAAGGUAUGCAUGUAAAUGGAGCCCCUCAAAUGAUGCAGCCUCCACAGAUGGGUGGUGGAGGACCCGUACCAAUGCCAGGACAGGGACCAAUGGGACCAGCUGGUGGGAUGCAGCCUCAGAUAGGGAUCCCCCCAGGAGGCCCUGUGCCCAUGGAUAGAGGACCAGGAAACCUCCAGGACUCUCCUGUUGGAGCAGCUGGGCAGGCUGCUAUCGAGCGGUCUCAAGUGCCAAUAGGAGACCCACGGGCCCCAAUGCGCGGGGCCCCAUCAGGCCCUCAAGGUAUCCCACCCAGAGGCCUCCUUGGUGAUGGCCCAAAUGACCCACGAGGUGGAUCAUUGGUCAGUGAUGUGGUGGAGCCAGGGCGUGGUUAUAUUGGAGGCCCUCCACAACACCAGGGGCCGCCCAUGCACAUGGCGCCCCCAGACAUGCGAGGCCCUCACGACAUGAGAGGAGGACCCAUGAUGGGAGAACCUAGAGGGCCUAUUAAUGAACAGCGUGGCCAACCCAUGGAGCCUAGAGGUCGUGAUCCACGGGCUGUUGAUGCUCGUGGUCCGAUAACUGGUCAGAGGGUUCCUGUGGCAGGUGGAAUGCAGGGUCCCCCUCCCCACACCAUGGGACAAAGUGCACCUUCAGCAGCGAGACCAGGUCCUGCCCCUGAUGUCUCAUCGCAAGACCAUGAGAAGGCUGCCCUAAUCAUGCAAGUCCUGCAGUUGACCCCAGAACAGAUCGCCAUGCUGCCACCAGAACAGAGGCAGAGUAUUCUCAUAUUGAAGGAGCAGAUUCAGAAGACGGCAGGUGCACCUUGAGGACAACACUUACUGACCUGUAGAAGAUCUGCAAACCACUCAAAGGCGUGUGUCUCUCUACACAACCAGUAGAAGUAAAUCUAAACCCAAGAGUCAUAAAUGAAGAGGAAACUGACUUCAAAGAAACAUCAAGCUUUGUGAUCAUUCUGAGGAACACUAGUACCUAACUUCCCUAUUUGACAAAUACCACAAAUUCUUACCCUCUUG
This is a messenger RNA of Xyrauchen texanus (razorback sucker), 1789 nucleotides long. Its product is annotated as cleavage stimulation factor subunit 2-like. The transcript is spliced from 15 exons. Gene Ontology annotation, biological process: mRNA 3'-end processing. Gene Ontology annotation, cellular component: mRNA cleavage and polyadenylation specificity factor complex. Bases 68 to 1582 code for a protein of 504 amino acids. NCBI's taxonomy places the organism in Eukaryota, Metazoa, Chordata, Actinopteri, Cypriniformes, Catostomidae. The record is from RefSeq and is a predicted model, not a curated record. Gene Ontology annotation, molecular function: mRNA binding.